GCUGACCAGGAAGUGGCUGCUGAACACAGACAGUGCAGGGAAUGACCUCAGAAAACUCUCCCCUUCUUCAUUACCGCCUCUUCAGUGUAUCCGAUGGCACUCUGGGGCCUGCAGACUCCGCCCUAUGCGGCACAGAUACUGUUACCGAAGGUCCUGCACCACGCAAACUUUCCACCUUUUUUGGUGUUGUGGUGCCCACUGUUCUGUCCAUGUUCAGCAUUGUUUUAUUCAUGAGGAUCGGUUUCGUUGUGGGACAUGCGGGUCUCCUGCAGUCUCUUCUCAUGCUAUUUGUGGCCUACGCAAUCAUCUGGCUGACUGUGCUCAGUGUCUGUGCCAUCUCUACUAAUGGAGCUGUCCAGGGUGGCGGAGCGUACUUUAUGAUCUCACGAACACUAGGUCCUGAGUUUGGAGGUAGCAUUGGUCUCAUGUUCUAUCUGGCCAAUGUAUGUGCAUGUGGAGUCUAUGUUCUGGGACUGGUGGAGGCCGUGCUUGACAUCUUUGGGAAAGACACGUCGGGCAUUUCAGACCCUUUGCGCGCUCUCCCCCAAGGGUACGGCUAUAACUUUCUCUAUGCUAGCGUGGUCCUCCUCCUUUGUUUGUCGGUUUGCCUGGUUGGAGCCUCCAUUUAUUCGCAAGCGUCAUUCUUCAUCUUUAUUGUGGUCUUGUUAGUCCUUUUAUCAAUCUUACUUAGUUUUGUGGCUGUAGGGCCGCUCCAUGUGACCAUUCGACAUGGAGAUAACACAACUAUAAUCGGAGAAUAUACUGGAAUCAACAGCACCACACUACAUAACAAUCUACAUGCCGAUUAUUCCUUGGACUACACCACCGGUAAUCUCAUGAAUUUUGCUACAGUGUUUGCGGUUAUGUUUAAUGGUUGCACCGGCAUCAUGGCAGGAUGUAACAUGUCUGGGGAACUUAAGCAGCCCAGCCGAGCUAUUCCCAUUGGCACCAUAAUCGCUGUGAUCAUUACAUUUUUUGUCUAUUUAAUUCUCUUCCUCAUGACUUCACUGACUUGUAACCGGACACUGCUGAAAGAGGAUUACGGAUUUUUUCGGUCUAUUAACAUCUGGUCUCCUUUCGUACUGAUCGGGGUGUACGCCACUUCCCUGUCUGCUUCCAUGAGCACCCUCAUCGGGGCGUCUCGCAUUCUCCACGCUCUGGCCAAGGACGACUUGUUUGGAAUAUUGCUGUCUCCAGCUAAACUUGUGUCCAAAGGAGGAAACCCCUGGGGAGCCGUGGUGUACACCUGGUUUUUGGUACAGCUUGUUCUCUUAGCAGGGAAACUUAACACAAUAGCUGGUAUCGUCACCGUAUUCUACCUCAUGGCAUACGCUGCUAUAGAUCUGGCAUGUCUGGCACUAGAAUGGGCAUCGGCACCGAACUUCCGACCCACAUUUCGACUUUUCUCCUGGCAUUCCUGUUUGCUGGGGAUACUGAGUUGUCUGGUGAUGAUGUUUCUCAUUAACCCUGCCUAUGCCUCAGGAAGUAUAGUCCUCCUCCUGCUCCUGCUGGGCUCCAUCCAUUUCCGGAGCAGUAGCAGCGGUUGGGGAUAUAUCAGCCAAGCCUUGAUCUUCCACCAGGUCAGGAAGUAUCUGCUCCUCCUGGAUGUGAGGAAGGAGCACGUGAAAUUCUGGCGGCCCCAGAUUCUGCUGAUGGUAUCUAAUCCACGGACAUCAUGCCAACUCAUCAAAUUUAUUAACGAUCUAAAAAAAGGCGGGUUGUUUAUCAUGGGCCACGUGGAGACUGGAGACCUGGAUGCGCUCCCUUCAGAUCCCGUGCAGAUUCAUUACAGUUUCUGGCUCAGUCUGGUCGAUAAGCUGAAUGUGAAAGCUUUUGUGGAUCUUACUCUCUGUCCAUCGGUCCGACACGGAACCCAACAACUCCUGCGUAUCACUGGACUGGGCGGCAUGAAGCCCAACAUGCUGGUUCUUGGUUUCUAUGACGAUGCCACCCCUGAUGACUUCUUCCUGCAAGAUCCUGCUUUUGCUCCCGGCCUGGCUCCCCAAGAUGACCCAUUUGGUGUGGAUGCUACAUCGCUGCAGGCUCAUUUUCCACCCGUUCGAGGUCCUGAGACCCCACACCUUCUCUCAGCCAAGGAAUAUGUUGCAAUGAUAUGUGAUGCUCUAAAGAUGCACAAGAACAUAGUGCUUGCACGAGGCUUCCCUUCAUUGGACAGGCCUGAAAAUGCUGGUUCUGGUACAUACAUAGAUGUUUGGCCAUUGGACCUCCUGCGACCUCAGGCUUCAGCGUAUGUAGACGUUUGCAGCCUCUUCCUGCUGCAGAUGGCGUGCAUCCUCAACAUGGCUGCCUCGUGGCGCCGCUGUCGGCUACGUGUCUUUCUUUGUGUGGAAUCCAGGGGAAGUGGAGGCAAUGGUGGGAAUAGCUGGAUUGCGGCUGAAGCCAAGUUCCGUGAGCUUUUGUGCAAAUUACGCAUAUCUGCAGCCAUCCGUGUGGUGGCAUGGAACAGCGUGGCAGCACUCCGUGGCCAAAAUGGUGUAACACAGGGCCUGACACGUGAACCCAUCUCCACAGAGUACCUCACUGCUGCCAACCGUGUGGUGGUAGAAGAGGGUGGCACAGAUUCUGCUGUGCGUUUUUUUUACCUCCCACGUCCACCAGCUGAUGCCUCUCUCCAUGAACGCUACCUGGAGGAGUUGGAGGCUCUGACAGAAGACCUUGGGCCUACAUUACUAAUUCAUGGCCUGACUCCUGUCACCUGCACUGAGCUCUGAUGGAUCUUCACGCCCUCCGCUGUUUGCAGCUGCUCGACUUUCCUGACUUUGGACUAAGGACCAUGUUCUUUUUGAGGCCAUUCAUUUUUUUUUGCCAUUUCUUAGUCAUUGCCACAAAUCCAGCACUAACAUGAGAAAAUCCUGGAUUAUUUGUGUUUUCCGAUACAAUAGGCUAGGCUGAGCUGUAUCUAGGGGUAUUGUACCUCCUUAUUAACUCCUUGUAAUGUAUUGUAAACCGCUGCAACGACCUCUUCUGGUGGCAUUGGGUAGCGUUUAAUAAUUGUAACACAGAAUGUUCCUCUGCCUUUCCUCAUUAGGGGACGUAAGCUAAUAUUACUAUAAGCCUUUGCUUACACACACCAUAAACCCAUCACACUUGGUACAUACGCUAACAUUGCACUUUAACCUUUUUGUUGUUUUGUCCUCUGUCGUUUUGGGGUCAUGUUUGGCCUCUGUCUGUCUGCUUGUAAGAACAGUUCAGGUUUUUCUUCUUCCAUUAGACCCUCUUCAAUGUGGGGGUUCACUCUGGGAUCGGGGUUUGGGCAUUUCCUUUAUUUCCUGGACAUUAAUGCUAUCUGUGUAUUAUGUAACGCAAGCCAAGCACAGCCGGGGCCAGUUCCGUUUCUGAUAUUUAAGAUGAAAAUGUCUUCUUCCUAGCACU
Pelobates fuscus (common spadefoot toad) is the source of this 3393-nucleotide messenger RNA. RefSeq names its product solute carrier family 12 member 9 (gene SLC12A9). The transcript has 14 exons. NCBI's taxonomy places the organism in Eukaryota, Metazoa, Chordata, Amphibia, Anura, Pelobatidae. Gene Ontology annotation, cellular component: membrane. Gene Ontology annotation, biological process: potassium ion homeostasis; chloride ion homeostasis; cell volume homeostasis. Bases 42 to 2732 code for a protein of 896 amino acids. The record is from RefSeq and is a predicted model, not a curated record. Gene Ontology annotation, molecular function: potassium:chloride symporter activity.